AUAGAAAGUUUAAGUUUUAAGUAUUUGUUCUACUUUGUUCUUGCACCUGUCAGAUUUUGCCACUUGGCUGCUCUUGGUCGCGCUGACUUGUUCUCUCUGGCACGUGAACAUGUCCAGCCCAGUGGUGACGCGCAACCGCCCGAUAACUGACAACUGUCUUACUACUGCGCAAACACUACUUUGGAACAUCACGGACGCACUUGCACAGGAACAACUGUUCAAAGGAAUAAACUGCACGGACCAGGAUAUGGAGUUGAACACGAGAACACAGACGGUGCAAGUGUGUGCGCCAAAGACCAAAAGCACUCAACAACACUCAACAUGUUCCAGAGUGACAAAUGUAAAGUUUGAUCAGGACAAGUGUCUGAGGAACAUUGAGGAGGAUCUGCGUUGUUAUAGUGACAUGCUACAAGCUAUUGACCCCAAACUGCUUGGACCCAAUGUGCUGCAGAGCCUCGGGGAGAUUAAGGAGAACUGCUUCCCCUCGUCUUUGUUGGGAGUCUGGUCCUCUCAGCAGGAUACACAAGGUUGUAGGCCUACUCAAGGUACUGCUAACCAAAAUUCCUUUGAUGAAAGGGUACAUUUGUGUAAAGUGCUGAAGGGGCUCCAGGUUCGCACCGUAACCAUCAACAGAAUCAUUGGAUAUAUUCAUGCUGGAGAACACAAUAUGUAAGUUGGCAUGUCAUCAUGGACCUGGCAAGUGCCUAUGCUGUUGGAGACUAUUCCUCAUCGCCAUCAUCGUCGUCAUCACCAUUCUCCCAAGGGAAAAAUAAUGAUUUCCAUGACCAAACAAAGUUGCCUUGUCCUGUGGACAAGUGUUCUUUAAUAUUAUCAUCAAAUAACAGUCUGAUUAAGCUAUUGAGGAUUUAGAAUUUACAGGAGUCAAAUAUUUAUGACUUAAUAUAUAAGUAUUUAAUCUAAGUAUUUAUUUGUUGAUAUUUUUUUUUGAAAAGCUAAAUAAUAUUAAAUGUGAUAUUCAUUAUCAACCUAAUGGGUUGUAUUAUUUAUUUGCCUAAUUUAUGAUUUAAAAAUAUUUAUUUUCUACAUAUCAAUAUAACUUAUUUCAAUGUUUACACAGUUUUUGUUUGAACAUCUCCAAAAUAAAAUGCAUUUAAGCAAUGAAUU
Molecule: messenger RNA, 1125 nt
Organism: Oncorhynchus masou masou (cherry salmon)
Lineage: Eukaryota; Metazoa; Chordata; Actinopteri; Salmoniformes; Salmonidae
Product: interleukin-12 subunit alpha
Exons: 6
Coding region: 110-673 (187 amino acids)
Biological process (GO): immune response
Cellular component (GO): extracellular region
Molecular function (GO): growth factor activity; interleukin-12 receptor binding
Source: RefSeq, a predicted model, not a curated record